This is a messenger RNA of Hyphopichia burtonii NRRL Y-1933, 1386 nucleotides long. Its product is annotated as histidine phosphatase family protein. The transcript has a single exon. The coding region runs from base 1 to 1386 and encodes 461 amino acids. Gene Ontology annotation, cellular component: fungal-type cell wall. The record is from RefSeq and is a predicted model, not a curated record. NCBI's taxonomy places the organism in Eukaryota, Fungi, Ascomycota, Pichiomycetes, Serinales, Debaryomycetaceae. Gene Ontology annotation, molecular function: acid phosphatase activity.
AUGGUUUCUAUAUCCAAGAUUAUCAACAAUGGGUUAUUAUUAGUUGGACAAAGUGUUUAUCAAGAUGUUGCAGUUCCAGAACAGGCUUCGGUUGAUAAUUAUAAUGUUAUCAAGUAUCUUGGAGGUGCAGCACCAUAUAUUCAGCAUAACGGGUUUGGGAUCAGUAGUGAAAUUCCUCAACAAUGUACGUUAGAUCAAGCCCAUUUAAUUUCGAGACAUGGAGAAAGAUAUCCCUCGAAGGGGUUGGGUAAGAACUUUGAAAAAAUCUAUGCUAAAUUCCAAGCAUACAACCAAACAUACAAGGGAGAUUUAUCCUUUUUAAAUGAUUAUGAAUAUUUUGUUCAUAAUAAAGAAUAUUACGAAAAGGAAACUGAUCCAAAAAAUAGUGAAGGUACUUAUGCUGGUACUACCAAUGCUUUAAGACAUGGUGCUUAUUUCAGAGCAAGAUAUGAGUCCCUUUUCAACUCCAAUGAAACCUUACCAAUUUUCACCUCAAAUAGUGGAAGAGUUCAUCUUACUUCGAAAUACUUUGCUAGAGGUUUCUUGGGUGAUGAUUAUGCCGAUGAUAAAGUUAAAUAUAAUAUAAUUACUGAAGAUGGAUCCCAAGGGGCCAAUUCAUUAACUCCUUAUGCUGGUUGUAAAGAUUAUAAUCAAAGUGCUUUUGAUUAUAAAGUUGAUGAAUAUGACCAAACUUAUUUGAAAACUAUCUUGAAAAGAUUCCAAUCAGAAAACCCUGGUUUGAAUUUAACCAGUGAUGAUGUUUACCAAUUAUUUAGUUGGUGUGCAUUUGAAAUUAACGUUAAUGGUACUUCACCAUUUUGUAAUUUAUUCACUACUGAAGAAUACGUUAAAUACUCUUAUAAUCAAGACUUGACUUAUUUCUAUGAACAUGGUCCUGGUAAUAACUUAACUGCAACUAUUGGUGCUCCAUUUUUAAAUGCAACUUUACAAUUAUUAAAAGAUGAUAAGGCUUCAAAUAAAAUUUGGUUAUCUUUCACUCAUGAUACUGAUAUUGAAAAAUAUCACAGUGCUUUAGGUUUAUUAGAACCAAGUUCAGAUUUACCAACUGAUCAUAUUCCGUUCCCAAAUCCUUAUGUUCAUUCUUCCAUUGUUCCCCAAGGUGCUAGAUUAUACACUGAAAAAUACACUUGCGGCAAUGAUUCAUAUGUGAGAUUCUUAGUUAACGACGCCGUUUAUCCUUUGCAACAUUGUCAAGAUGGUCCAGGAUUCUCUUGUUCUUUAUCUGGCUUUGAAGAUUAUGUCAAUCAAAGAUUGAAUGGUAAAAACUACCUUCAACAAUGCGGCUCCCAUGAUGUCCCUGGUGAUGUAACCUUCUUCUGGGAUUAUACUACAACCAAUUAUACUGCUCCUGAUAUCGAUUCAUAA